Molecule: messenger RNA, 4257 nt
Organism: Cuscuta epithymum
Lineage: Eukaryota; Viridiplantae; Streptophyta; Magnoliopsida; Solanales; Convolvulaceae
Source: the annotation of a GenBank genome assembly
GGGACUAUAGGCUUUGACACAAAUAUUAAGAAGGAAAUAGUAGGGGUAAGUUUAAAAGUGUAGUGGAUUGUGUUAAAAUGAAAAAGUAGGAAAGAGAAUAAAUUAUUAAAGGUAAUUAAGUUUGUGGAUGAGAGAAGGAAAGAGAAAUGAAUAAAAGAGGAAAGAGACAAGAGAAAGACUAAAGGAGGAAAGAGAAAUAUUGAUAUGGUACUCCAUAUCAAAAGGCAUUGCGGCAGUAAUACAUACAACAAUGCCAAGUUGCCGCCCAGUUUAUAAAAAAUUAACAUUUCCCUUCAAAAAAAACUUGCUAUAUAUGGGCAUCUCUUUUCAGUCUUCUUCUCUCAACACGUUACUUUUCUAGUUUCCCCUUUAGGGUUUCUUUUGUUAGCCUUCUUCUCCAGCUUUAUUUUACAGCCUUCUCCAGCUUUAUUUUUCAACCUUCUUUUGCACGUGUUGUUGAAGAGAUGACCACACCACCUUUUCAAGACUCUGCUUAUUUCAUUGCUCCAGAAGAAAUGAUGUUGAUUGAGCAUAAUAUCUCUGAACAAGGAGCUGGUGAAAUGGAUUCAGAAGCUGUUGACCCUACACCCAACUCAAAUGGUUUCGUACCUGCGAAGAAGUAUGUGUUACUCACAAAUCCACAAAGAAAGUCAAUAGCAGAAGAAUUGUUAGCUAAAUCAAGUGCAUGUUCAUUGACAAAGGUUUUGAGUUGUAAAAGAGGAGUACUUAAAGAGGUAGCCAAUAGUCACAAUGUUUCUUCCAAGACUAUAGGCAGAAUUUGGGCAACAACUAAACUGCAAGUUCAACAAGGUUUGCCACUUAAUACUGACCACAAGAGGACUGGAAAGUGUGGGAAGAAAAGUGUACCAAUUGAUAUAGAAGCUAUACGUGCCAUUACAAAGAGCAAAAGAACCACUUUGAGAAGCUUGACAGCUUGUCUUAACUUAAGUGUUUCAAAAGUGCAUAAUUUACUGAGUGAUGGUACCAUAAGGUCACACACCAAUGCAAUCAAACCUGCUUUAUCCGACAAAAACAAUCUGGAAAGAUUGAAGUGGUCUAUGUGUCACAUUAUUCCUAGAACAGUGGAUGAACCCCCACAGUUUUCAAACAUGUUCAAUGUCAUACAUGUGGAUGAAAAAUGGUUCUUUAUGAGCCAAAUUACAACGCUAUUAUCUUUUUCCCUCAGAGGAAGAACCUCACAGAAGCUGUCAAAGUAAAAGGUUUAUCAACAAGGUUAUGUUUUUGGCAGCCAUUGCUAGACCGUGGAUCAAUCCGGAUGGAUCAAUACAAUGGGAUGGGAAAAUAGGAAUUUUCCCUUUCACAGAAAAUGUGGCAGCAAUUAGAAACAACAAAAACAGAACUGCGGGUUGUUUGGAACUAAAGGCAACCGCAUCUAUUACGAAGGAAGUCAUGAGAAAUGCAUUUCUCACAGAAUUGAUUCCAUCAAUCAAACAAAAAUGGCCAGCUAAUGCAUGUAAAACUAUAUGGAUACAACAAGACAAUGCAAGACCUCACAUUAAUAUCAAUGAUGCAGCAUUUAAAGAUGAAGGUUCAACAGAUGGGUGGGAUAUACAAUUGGUUUGUCAUCCAUCAAAUUCCCCUGAUCUAAAUAUCUUAGAUUUGGGUUUCUUUAGGGCUGUGCAAGCAAUUCAACACCAGAAAUGUCCAACUACAGUUCAAGAAUUGGUAGUGGCAGUCAAAGAUGCAUAUGCAGAGUUUGGACCACAUAAGGUAAAUCACAAUUGGGUUCAAUUACAAUCUGUAAUGGUUGAGAUUUUGAAAUGCAAAGGAGGCAACACCUUCAAAAGCCCUCACAUGGGAAAAGCUAAUUUGGAAGGGGGGGGGGGGGGGGGGCUUCUACCAAGUGCUCUGGUAGUUGAUAAUGAAUUGAUUGCAAAAACUGUUGCUUAUUUAAAUGAUGCUAUGCAGGAUGACAGUGGCUGAACACCAGGUAACCAGGUUUUAAAGUUGCAGUAUGAAGGAUGCAUAUGUAUGUAUAGGCAUGUAAUGGGUAUUAUGUUGUGCAAGGCUAUUUAACUGAUGUAGUUCAGGAACUACAAAAUUUUGAGUUUUGACUUUUGCCCAAAUCAAUUAAUGUACAAUGCAUUGUAAACUUUGCCUUUUGUCAAAUUCAGCUAAUGAAAUGCAUAAGUUUUUUCAUCAUUUGACUUCCUUCUUGUUUUAUCAGAUAUUGCACUGAAUAUCAUCAUAAAAUGGGACACAAAGCAGAUGACAUGACCCAACAAUAGAUUAUUAGAUGUGUCAUCACAGAAAAUUCUCACACAAUGUGAUCACACACAAGAUCACAACAGCUCAGACCACAAACACGUGUCAUCAUAGAAAUGCUCACACAAUCUGAGAUGACACAUAUGUGUCAUCACAGAUGUGCUACCCAAACCUCAGACCUAAGUUGUGUCAUCACAGCCAUAUCAACACAAGGUUCAAUAACAAACAACUGUCACACAAGCUCAGGUGACUAACCAGUGCCAUCACAGCCAAAUGCUCACACAAUCUGUUCACAUACAACAUCAACAAAACUCAGGUCACAUAAUGUGUUGACAUACAACAUCAACAAAGCUCAGGUCACUUUUAGUGUCAUCACAGAAUUGCUCACACAAUCUGAGAUGACACAUAUGUGUCAUCACAGUUGUGCUAGCCAAAUCUCAUAUCAAAGUAGUGUCAUCACAGCCAUAUCAACAUAACUUCAGAUCACACACAAGUGUAAUCACAAACAAGAUCACAAAAGCUCAGAUCACAAACAGGUGCCAUCACAGCCAAAUCAACAUACAAUCUGAGAUGUCACAAAUGUGUCAUCACAGUUAUGCUAGCCAAAUCUGACAUCAAAGGUGUGCCAUCACAACCAUAUCAACACAAGAUCAGGUAAUACACAACUGUGAUCACAUACAAGAUCACAAAAGCUCAGAUCACAAACAUGUGUCAUCACAGAAAUGCUCACACGACCUGAGAUGACACAUAUGUGUCAUCACAGAUGUGUUACCCAAAUCUCAGACCUAAGUAUGGUCAUCACGGCCAUAUCACCACAAGGUCAGGUAACAAGCAAGUCUCAUCACACACAAUAACACAAUAGCUCAGAUUACAAACUUUUAGUGUCAUCACAGAAAUGCUCACACAAUCUGAGAUGUCACAUAUGUGUCAUCACAGUUGUGUUACCCAAAUCUCAGAUCAAAGUAGUGUCAUCACAACCAUAUCAACAUAACUUCAGAUCAAAGUAAUGUCAUCACAGGCAUAAGAAACAAGUGCAUCACAGACAUGCUCACACAAGCUCAGAUCAGAAAUACAUGUCAUCACAUAUAUGGUAGCAGGAAAUCAGAUCUCAAAGGUGUCAUCACAGCCAUAUGAACACAAUCUUAGAUCACAGAGGUAUGUUUAAUGACAGAAAAUACUUCUGUGAGAAUACCUCUAUGAACACAAUCUCAGAAUACCUCUAAAGAAAUCGUCAUUUAUUUCACAAAGGAGUGUCGAAAACCAUAAAAAUUCAUAGACCAACACAAACAAACAAUACAUUACAGAUUGUUAAUUCUCAUGAAAUCAGAAAACCUUACUACCACACAAUAGUAAAGAAAUACAGAGAAUUGAUGACUUAUCGGCCACUGCAUGUUUAUUCUCGUCACUUAAACACCCUCCACGUCUCCGUUAGUCUCCACCAACGCCUUCUGAGAUGCAGAUCCGACCUUCACUUGGGGAAGUAUUAGUUUCAACAUCGCCUUUGAACCUCUCCGGGCGGCUUCAAGGCGGAUUUCUUCCAAUCUCUGGGUAUGAAGGUCUGCGAAGUCAUGGUCAAGCGUAUCAGGCACAUGCAAGUAUGGAUCAGUCACUUGGUCUGGCGUAUCCGGCACAUCUGCGUAAGGAUUAACCUGCUCCGGCGUAUCAUGAACACACAUAUAGUGUUCGACAAAAUCGGGUAUCUGAUAUUCCAUCUGGAACGAAAAAUCAGAGAUUAAUGGAAGAAGGCAUGACAAGAGGUUGAAGAUGAGGAAGACGAACCGUGGUAGAAUGAGAGGUUUAGCGGUGGAGAAUUAAAUGGGUAGGGGGGGAGGUAAAUGGGUAGGGGGAGGUUAUACGAUCGAGAAGUAAAUGGGUAGAGGUGGAAAGUAAAGAGUAAUUAAUGGAGUAGGUGGAGAAUUAAAUGGGUGUAGGUUAAAGGUAAGUAAAUGAGGGUAAAAUAUGUGGGGAUAAAAAUGUAUUUGCACAACAAAAACUUAUUAAAGAUAGAAAUGAGGACAAUUAUUCAAGAAC